Molecule: messenger RNA, 670 nt
Organism: Ananas comosus (pineapple)
Lineage: Eukaryota; Viridiplantae; Streptophyta; Magnoliopsida; Poales; Bromeliaceae
Exons: 2
Coding region: 125-454 (109 amino acids)
Source: RefSeq, a predicted model, not a curated record
GCUCCAAAGGGUCAGGCCCAGAAGUUUAGCCCGGCCCGGUACCGACCCGCAACCUAGCGGGGCCGUUUUUGGUCGGCCCGAUCCCUCAGGACGGAGAACGUUCGCGUGUCUUCUUCUUCUUAUCAUGUCGACUUACUUAUGCAGUACGGAUCAUCGAACACGGCCACAAGCGGAGCGACGUCGACACUCGUGUAAAAUGCCGGUGGAUCCGAGAACCGACAAGCUGAUACGGCGCACCGCCAUGGUGGGCUCCGCCACCGCCGCGUACUUCCUCCUCGCCUCCGACUACGCCCCCAUCCCCAACGCCCUCGACCCCAUAAAAAAAGCUAUAGAAUCGGCGCGGUUCUCUGUUAAGAGCUUUAUGUUUGGUUCAGAUAAGGACGCUCGAGAGGAUGAGAAGGAAAAUUCAAAGUUCACUAAUAGCCCGAAAAAGCAUAACAGCUCUGCAGAGUAACGCUAGUGACGAAAAGAACAAAUGUUGUGUGUGAAAAUGUUCCUUUACUAUUGUUUUACUGCACCUUUUGACAUGCUUGUAAAAGCUUUCUCAUAAGUCCGCUGAUAUAUUCUCAAUUGGUUGGAGGAUCAGAACAUCGAGUUAAGAAACAAUCAAACAUAUUAAUCACUCUGGUGCUAUACAAUACCACAUCUCCAUUAGCGAGAUUUGCGUUUA